CUGUCAUUAAUAUCGCCUGUUGCGCUCUCAUUUCAUUGUUCGUUUCCAGGCUUGCCCUCUCUUCUUUUAUACUCCAAUCCACCUAGCUAUCGGAAAACCGUACUUUGUUCUACGGAAUCCAUUGGGGCGCGAUCUACCUCGGUUGUGUCCAUCACAUUUGUCCACAAUGGCCGCCGACACCAAAUCCUCAGCUAAGUCGGAUGGGCACAAGACAAGGCCUGAGAACCCCAGCGAAGAGGCCUACAAGGCUGAUCUGGCUCGUGCGGAGAAUGAAUUGGCCGCUAUCCAGAAAAGAAUGGAAGAGGUGAAGGCCAAAAUCAACUCGGCCAAACCAAACAACCAAGAUUCCCCAACCGCUAAGAGGGCUCAAGAAUUACGAGCUGAACUUUCUUCAAUUCGUCAGCAACAGCAGGGUUUCAAAGCUUCUCGAAACAGUCUUCAGGAAAAAAUCAACGCACUUGAGGCUAGUAUCAAAUCCCGUGUUGCUGAACAAAAGGCGUCGCGUUCCCGUAUCUCCUUUAAAAAUGUUGAUGAAAUCGACAAGGAAAUCCAAAGGCUUGAAAAGCAGGUCGAUUCAGGCGUCAUGAAGUUGGUUGACGAAAAGAAAAACCUUGCUGAGAUUUCGAACCUCAGGAAGCAGCGAAAAGGCUUCUCUGGAUUUGAAGAGUCUCAAAAAUUCAUCGAUAACUUGAAGUCACAGCUUCAUGAAUUAAAGAAGUCCCUGGACAACCCGGAGGCCAAGGCUUUGAGUGAUAGAUACUCCGCGAUCCAACAAGAACUAGAUGCCAUGAAGGCUGAGCAAGACUCUGCUUUUAAGAACUUGAACGCUCUUCGGGACGAGCGCACCAAGAUUUAUGGCGAGCAGCAAAAGGCGUACAGUGCAGUCAGAGAAAUCAAAGAUAACUACUACAAAGCCCGCAGAGCAUAUAAGGAGUACGAAGACGAACUUUACCGCAUUCGUCGAGAACGCCAAAAGGCUGAACGAGAGUCAUAUGAGCGGGAGAAAAGGAAGAAGAUUGCUGAUAAAAAGCUAGAAGAAGCUUCCCGACCAGCCUACACGGAUGAGAUCCUAAUUGCCCAGGGCCUCAUCCGCCACUUCGAUCCCUCGUACGAUUUCUCUGCUCUUGGCCUGGAAAAAGACAAGAAGGGACAACUUAGUGGCUACCGUGCCGAAGUGGGACGCACUGUCGACGCAUCUGAUCUUAAGGGUGUCAAGAUCAUAAGGAAAGAUGAUCGAGAAGAAAAUUAUUUCAUGGGAGGCACUGGCGGAAAGAAGGGCAAGAAAGGCAAGAAGAAUUUGGCGGCGAGCUCUCCAUCUCCUGCUCAAUUCAAUCUUUCCUUUGGUGUUAUCGAAGAUUUGGCAAGCGUCAAAGCAGACCCCCCAAUGAGCCAGGCAGAUGUUCCGGCCCUUAUUACAAAACUAGCCGAGAAAAUCACUAACUGGAAGGCCCAGCAGGCCUCAAAGACUGCGGAGAACAUCAAGAAAGCCCAGGAAGAAAUCGACCGCCUCGAUGAGGAGGAUACAAGCGUAAAAGAGAAGCGAACGACAGAUACUGCACGCAAGCCUGCUCUCCAGAACGAAGGUGCCAAUGGAAAGGUGUCCGCAACUGCAGAGCUUAAGCAGGAAAAGGACGCGGUUGCCGAUGCAGCUGAAGAGCUUCAGAAAACGUCCUUGGAGGCUUAAGCGACGCAAACAUCAUACCUGGACCAGACCGUGGAACAGUCCCCGAUUCGAACUUAAUGGACACAGUUCGUCCUUGGAAUUUUCCUUCCAAUUCUUGGAUAUGUAUAUGUUCCGCCACUAGCCAUUUUUUUUUUCAACCCCCAAAAUAAUAAAAUUAGCUCGGUCUACUAUUUUGACGGUCUUCAUUUCAUGCAAAGGGAAAAAAUAGUAAGAUGGAAGUGAUGGAUUGUUGACUCUUUCCUGGUUUCGUCAUUAUUUUCUUUCUGACGAUCUCGAUACCUACGUUGAUAUAUUUCCCCGAAGGCUCUGUCUAUAUACACUUUAUAUAUGUAGAUAGAUUUUAUUUUCCUCAGCUUUCUUGACGUGAUCAAGGAGCCUACUUCUGUUUCCACUGAUCUAUCAUUUCUUUCCUUCUCCUCUCUUUAUUUAGCAUCUUGUAUUAUCUUUUUUUUCUAAUAUAAGCGUAUAUAUAAAAUUUUUAUCCAUUAUU
Histoplasma capsulatum G186AR is the source of this 2174-nucleotide messenger RNA. RefSeq lists its product as uncharacterized. Gene Ontology annotation, molecular function: mRNA binding. The coding region runs from base 167 to 1684 and encodes 505 amino acids. Gene Ontology annotation, cellular component: nuclear outer membrane-endoplasmic reticulum membrane network; ribonucleoprotein complex; endoplasmic reticulum. The transcript has 3 exons. Gene Ontology annotation, biological process: intracellular mRNA localization. NCBI's taxonomy places the organism in Eukaryota, Fungi, Ascomycota, Eurotiomycetes, Onygenales, Ajellomycetaceae. The record is from RefSeq and is a predicted model, not a curated record.